Molecule: messenger RNA, 3779 nt
Organism: Carassius gibelio (silver crucian carp)
Lineage: Eukaryota; Metazoa; Chordata; Actinopteri; Cypriniformes; Cyprinidae
Product: palmitoyltransferase ZDHHC9
Exons: 9
Coding region: 650-1807 (385 amino acids)
Biological process (GO): peptidyl-L-cysteine S-palmitoylation; protein targeting to membrane
Cellular component (GO): endoplasmic reticulum; Golgi apparatus
Molecular function (GO): protein-cysteine S-palmitoyltransferase activity
Source: RefSeq, a predicted model, not a curated record
CUGCUCCAGAAGAGAAUCCAGCCCUGCUUGCAUCCUACGACGCGAAAUUGGAGGAAAGAUUAUUUACCACGUUACUCAAUUAAUUCCUGUAUAACCGGCGUAGGUCACAAAGGCUUUACCCUGAUUUAUUUUGCAAUCUUUUAAGAGAAAAGGAACGGCGAAACCUCUCGGGAUAGACGCUUUUAACCAACCUAACCAAUGACAUAAAUGUCAGUCGGUCAAGGUCCACUCACACUCCAGAUGUGUGUUUAGCGUUUACAGGUUAGCUUCGCUUUCUCAUUCGAAAACGGGGUACAUUUUGAACGGAAACAUUUUUCAAAUUGUGCCAGUAUGGCAAAUCUUCGCUUUCGGAUGGGAAUUUUGCUUUCUGGUAUUUGACUGGGACUCCAAUCAUGGAUUUAACUGCGGAAGAGCAGACAUGUAGAGCGACAGACUGAUGAUUUUAAGAAACACUGAAGAUCCGUCAGAAAACUACAAACAAAUCGUGCACGUGAAGGAAGAAUUGCAUUUCUACAAAGAAGCUCCUCUGUGUUUUAUUUCUGAUAACUCUCCAUCGUCCAUUAAUCUCAGGUUAAACAUUAAGUGGACACGGUUGUGGUUUAUUUCAGGUUAAGUUGACAAAAGACAAUCUGCUUGUACCUUUGCCAUCAUGUCGGCUGUGAUGAUAACACGGAAGGCUACUCGAAAAUGGGAGAAAUUACCUGGGAAAAACACCUUCUGCUGCGAUGGACGGGUUAUGAUGGCUCGGCAGAAAGGAGUAUUUUACCUGACCUUAUUUCUCAUCGUUGGAACCUGCUCUCUAUUCUUCGCCUUUGAGUGCCCGUACCUGGCAGUGCACCUGUCUCCUGCCAUCCCUGUGUUUGCAGUGCUGCUCUUCGUCUUUGUCAUUGCCAUGCUGCUCCGAACCAGCUUCAGUGACCCAGGGGUGCUGCCACGGGCCCUGCCGGAGGAGGCCAACUUCAUUGAGAUGGAGAUCGAAGCGGCCAAUGGGAACGUCUUGGCUGGACAGCGGCCUCCGCCCCGCAUCAGGAAUGUGCAAAUUAACAACCAGAUCGUCAAGCUGAAGUACUGCUACACCUGCAAGAUCUUCAGACCCCCUCGUGCUUCCCAUUGCAGCAUCUGUGACAACUGCGUGGACCGGUUUGAUCAUCAUUGUCCCUGGGUCGGAAACUGCGUAGGAAAGAGGAAUUACAGAUAUUUCUACUUGUUCACACUCUCGCUGUCUCUACUUACCAUCUACAUCUUCGCCUUCAACAUCGUCCAUGUGGUUCUACGUUCUGUAGACUCUGGAUUUGUGAAUACCCUUAAAGAAACUCCUGGAACUGUGUUGGAGGUUCUGGUGUGUUUUUUCACGAUCUGGUCUGUGGUGGGAUUGACUGGUUUCCACACCUACUUGAUCUCCCUCAACCAGACCACCAAUGAGGACAUCAAAGGCUCGUGGUCUGGAAAGAACCGUGUGCAGAACCCAUACAGUCAUAAGAACAUCUUCAAGAACUGCUGUGAGGUUCUGUGUGGCCCCACUUUCCCUAGUGUGUUGGACAGAAGAGGGGUGAUGCUGGAAGACUCGUCUAGCCCCACCCCCUCUGAUGUGUCUGCUGCUUCCACACAUAAGGGCACCAACCCUGUUUCACAAACCACAAAAUCCUCAGCUCCGCUGAUUCCCAAUGAACACACCCCUGAUGAAGCCAAACCCAGCAUUGGUGCAGGCACCCAGAAGAGCACCAGCUCCCCUAAAGAAGAGAAACCCCCCUCACCAACAUCCCCCAAUGCUGUUGCCCCUGCAGUCAUCAAAGAGUCGACCCACUAGUCUCCUGACUUCUCUCAACCCUCUGAAUGUCCUCACACAAAGGAAAAAAACUUGUGAUUCGUUUAGAGCAGUGGCCUAUGUUCUCUGAUACUCUUUCGCAGAACGGGACCCCCUCUGGCCGGAUCCUGCACUAGCACUCAAGACAAGUUCUGGAGGUUUUGAGACUCUCCUCUCUUUAUCACAGCAUGAUGAAACUCACAAUGAAGGAAAUGGGGAGCCAUAGACUGAAUGAGAUGAGAAUGGGCUACCCUGAAGCAUAAUGAGGACAUUAUUUCCCUCAAAAAGUCUCGUGAAAUGUUUGGUUGAUUUUUCCAGUGUCAUUACCCGUUUCUGUAUAGCCUGCCUCCAUUAUUCAUAACCAUUGUGUGCCCUGUAAAACCCAUUACAAGCUUCUAUAAUAGUUGUGCAAAAUGCCCUGUGGAUCAGACUUCUUUGUUUUCAAAGUGUGAUAAGGAAAAGUGCUUUAGCCAUAAACUGACAUUUAGGCCCAACACAACUGCUUUAUUCUGAUGAUGGGGCCUUUUGGAUCAGCUUAGUCAAUCAGUCAGUUAUAAAUGUGAUUCAAGCUCAGACUUCAUUUCACAAUCAGCAUGGAUGGUAGAAAGCAGAGGCUAUAAGCGGUGUGAGUACAGGCUGAUCUGCAUCAGUAAGAGUGCCUUAUCUAUGCUCUACCAUAACAUCUACAGAGGACUCCAUAAUGCCCUAAUGCUACUCACAUCUCUAUAUGUAAGUUAAUCAGUCUUUUUUUUCGUUUUACAAUUCUAUCGAUCUAUCAGAACGCAAAAAAAAAAAAAAAAAAAAAACUUUUGAAGUUAAUACAUUCCCUCAAUUAUGGUCUUAUUUAACAAGGUCUUUCCACAUCCACCUGACAUAUGAGCAAUCUUCCCUUUUUUUCCUUUCCGCUAAGAGUUGGAUAUUACUACUCGAGCCCUGAGUGCUUCUAUGUGCACUGAGUAAAUUAAAGAUAAAGUUUGGUUUACAUCUGAAAAUGAACUGUCCCGAGUCUAAGCAUGGAAAAGUCCAAUCCUCCUUCAGUGUCAUUUAUGCAUGGUUUUGCAUUCAGUUAAGAACCAUCUUUAAAUUACGUUGGUUUUACUUUUCACACUGUUUAUGGUAGCAGCCCCAGUUUAUAAGCAAAUGUGCAUUGUAGUCACCUUUACUAAUUUCACUGUAGUAUGUUGGCCACUUGUAAGGGAACACUAUUUACAGACAUCAGGGACUCGUAUAUUUUUACAUGAAUUUUCAUAGCCAGCUACACAUUUGUUUCAGAGAUGUAAACAUGGACAGUAUUGUUGUGUGGAAAGAAUUUCGUCUCUGAUUCAUUUGAAGCAGCCAGCUUUAUAUUUUUUCUUUUAUGGGUCCAGUUCAGUGCCAUCUUACAGCAGUUUGAAAUCUAUAAGCUGGAAUGUUUGUGGGAUUCAUUUAGUUUGAUUGUAAGUUCCUUUACUGAUGUUGAAGAAAGUGUUCAUGGUAAAAGUCCAUUAUUGCAGGAAAUUUAGUCCUUUAAAUACCAACAGAAUGUGCUUCUAUCAGAUCAGGUUUAAUUUAUAGCAAAUGGGAUUUUUGUGAGUACUUUGGUGUGAACUAUUUUGAUGAUUUACUACACUGUGUAUGGAAAAUGUGAAUAUUAAUUUGCUAUGCUGAUGGUAUUACUGAGUAUAUGGCAAUGUGCUGAAAAAUUAAUCCCACUGAAAUCGGUCACUCUUGUUUACUAUAUGAGGCGCAACAAAAUCAAAAAUCUUAAUGCCAAGUCAGUGUAAUGUGUAAAUUUGGAUUAUUAGCAAAAGAUGGUCUGCUCUAGAUAUUUGGAUAUGAUGCAUAACGAACACCUUAUUCGUCAUCACAAAUUGAGUUGUGUUCACUUUGCUUGGUAAUAACACUGUGAUCAUGUAUAUCCUCAUACUCUUCACAUCUUACUUUUAUGAAUUUAUGUGUAUAUGUAUGUUCAUUAAAUUAUAUGGUAUUAAUACAA